This is a messenger RNA of Coregonus sp. 'balchen', 33461 nucleotides long. Lineage: Eukaryota; Metazoa; Chordata; Actinopteri; Salmoniformes; Salmonidae. The record is from the annotation of a GenBank genome assembly.
AUGGAUUGCGUCGCGUCGAUGAGGAAGGCGUGUGCCCGCACGAGAGUGAGGUGUUCGCGACAAAGGUGUUUGCGGCGGCGACGGGAACAGGGUUGUGGAGGCGACGCUAUAGCAACAGGAGUCGGUCAUGCCUCCUCGUUACUCUGGAGAUUGUUGUCGGAUAUCUGCUGUUUGUCCCAUGAGCACACCUCAGAGCUGCCUCACAUUGAGACAGGCCACACUGGAGAAAGUGAUGGACAAGAAAUGGGCGGAGAAGGAGGAGGUGAGAAUAGAGGGAAGAAGUGGAGAAUGGAGAGAAUGUUAAUGGUCAAAGAUGGAAAUGUAUGGAAGAGGAGGAGAAAGAGUGAAAGUAGGGGUGGAGAGCUAUUAAAUGCAGACAAUGGCUGUCUCAUUGUCCAUCGCAGCUCAUUCAAAGCUCUUCUUUCUCGCUCUCCCCACCUGACCAUCAAAUAAAUGUGUAUUUGCCACAUGCGUUGAAUACAACAGGUGUAGACGUUACAGUGAAAUGCUUACUUACAAGCCCUUAACCAACAAUGCAGUUUUUUAAAAUAAAGUUUUUUUUUUUUUUUGAUAAGUAAAAAAUAGAUAAGUAAAAAAAAAAAAAAACACAUUUUACAUUUUAGUCAUUUAGCAGAUGCUUUCAUCCAGAGCGACUUACAGUUAGUGAGUGCAUACAUUUUUCAUACUGGCCCCCCGUGGGAAACGAACCCACAACCCUGGCGUUGCAAGCGCCAUGCUCUACCAACUGAGCUACAGGGGACUAAAGAGCAGCAGUAAAAUAAAAUAACAGUAGGGAGGCUAUAUACACGGGGUUACCGGUAGAGUCAAUGUGCGUGUGUGGUAAUAUGUACAUGUGGGUAGAGUUAAAGUGACUAUGCAUAAAUAAUAAACAGAGUAGCAGCAGCGUAAAAGAGGGGGAUGGGGUGGGGACAAUGCAAAUAGUCUGGGUAGCCAUGACUAGCUAUUCAGGAGUCUUAUGGCUUGGGGGUAGAAGCUGUUAAGAAGCCUUUUGGACCUAGACUUGGCGCUCCGGUACCGCUUGCCGUGCGGUAGCAGAGAGAACAGUCUAUGACUAGGGUGGCUGGAGUCUUUGACAAUUUUUAGGACCUUCCUCUGACACCACCUGGUAUAGAGGUCCUGGAUGGCAGGAAGCUUGGCCCAAGUGAUGUACUGGGCCGUACGCACUAUCCUCUGUAGUGCCUUGCAGUCGGAGGCCAAGCAGUUGCCAUACCAGGCGGUGAUGCCUGCUAUGGACGAUCCAUAGUUAUAGUCAACGAUUGACAGCACGUAGACUAAUAACCGCUCAGUGUGUACUGUAGUUCAUAGGCCUCAUUCCUCCCCUCACCAGAGCAAGGUAUCAGUGAGAGACAGGAGGGUCUGGAUGAUGACGAGGCAUGGCAUCUGUCUGUAAUAAAGCCUGUGAUAAUGACAUGUAUUUUGUACCUCCGUCAUCCUCUGUCAGCUCAUUAUAUUUGAUCCAUUGGAAUGCCUCCGUGUGGAGUGUGUGUCACGAAGAGAGAUGGAGAUGGACCGGAGGCAUGGACGAGGUGUCAUCUGUCUCGAUUAAGGGAGAUUUAGUUGGAGAUGUGGAGACACAAAUGGAAGGAGAUCACAGCAUAAAUGGUGUUCGAUUGUAUUGAGCUGGUGGCACCGAGAGAGAGAGAGAGAGAGAAGUGUAAACUCGGAUAGUGUCUUCGAGAGGAGGAAGGGAAAAUAUUAUAUUGUAUUGAACUGAGGUUUAUGUAAUUUCAGUUAAUUUAUUGAGGAUACAGUUCAACUGUAACACAGAUGAUUGUAAACAAAUGAUAGGUGGUUUGUUAACUCUUUCUGGCACAGGAAGUGCAGAAUUUAAUUGUUUAGCAUAUGUGCUCAAGUUACUGUCUCCACAACUGCUUUUAAAUACUGUCUCCAGCAUAUGGUGAGGGUAUUUAUUCCUGGAUCUCCAUACAGACAGGCCCAUCUCAUUCAUCUUCCAGCCUUGCCUCUCUUCCACCACCACCACCCACCCCCCAGAACCUCCGAAGCCACUCUGCUCCACUAACUCAAACCAGCUUGCUGACUUAUUUUCGGACAUGUACUUUCGGAGCAUAGCGCUUAUGGGCAUUUGUGAUCUUACCUCCCCUAAAGGUCUAUCUCGGUCUCUCUCUCUCUGUCUGUGUCUUUUGUUAUGAUGGCAUUUCAUUUUCAAUUCAAAAAUAACAUUUAUUCAGUUGCAUUACAAGAUAGUUGUGAUUUGUAGAAGUACAGUAAUGAACCCACUCCGGAGGAGUUGGAAACAAUGUGUCAGUGCCAUCGGAGUUAUAAUAAAAUGAUUAGAUUAAGGGUUCCUAGCGUCCUGUAGCUAUUAAAUGCACUACUGUGUGGUGGGGUGUUGUAUUUCAGUGCAACGUAAGCUUUUUUCACAUGCUGUUUCAAAAGGCUUUGUCACUACUGGCCUUUGAAGGAGGAGUCUGCUUUCCAAGGGCUUUGCAAUUCAAAUGUUGGGGUUGAAGCCUGACCACCUCUGCCAGCCGUGCUAUCAUAUCAGUCAUUGGUUAAUAUGCCGUCACUCAAAAACCACUUAACCAAUGGCUAUCUCCUCUCCUGUUUUGAGACCCUUGCGCAUUACAGCUGCUGAGAGAGAAGACAUGAGGUUUCCUCAACCUAACUGAUGUUUUCUUUUCCCUGCCGUAAACACAAACAAAUAAUUAACGGUGCCUCUUACGGGAACGGGAACCACGCUCAGUUAGAGUAGAGCUUGCUGGGAGAUGGAGGGGGCGGGGACCAAGGUACUUUAGGAUGUUUAUGAGGUUCCCCAUGGGUCUUGUAUCCCAGAGUGGAAUGACUUCAACAUCUGAGCUGAGGAGACGCUACUGCUGUUAUUGUUUGGAUUAACUAGUGAGGAAAAGGGGGGCAUCAUGGCAGAACAUAGUUAAUGUUGCUGUUGUGACCCUACGCCAUCCAACUUCACCUACUACAGACAUGGCCAGUCACUAGUUAGCACAAUGUUGGGCAGCUCACGAGGAUGGGUUCUGUCUGACUAUGCACUAUAUUGCAAUUUCUGAGGUUUCUUGCAGUGACCCAAGCUUGGCCUGAACUGCCCAGAACAAGCUAGUUCCAGUCUGCAGUGUGUUCUCGGCACAUGAACCACUGUAACAGUGUUUUCCUUGGCAGAUGACUGCAACAGGGGUCAUUCAAACAGGGAUAACCUGUUGGUCAUUAAUCCAUCCACCUCCCCUGCUCUCCUGUUAAAAUUCCUGUUGCUGAAAUUACCCCCCACCUCUAACCCCCGUCAGUCUCCAGCCCCCUGCAGCCAGUCUGACCUAUUUAAUGGCCACUGUCUACAUCUCUCUCCAGGAGGGGUUAACAGCUCACUCUAGUAUAGAUGUGUGUUCAUGUGUGUCUCUUCUGGGGGGGAUAAUAAGUGUCAACUGUUAUGGUUGUACUCUUUUCCGUCCUAGUAAGGAUCCAACGCUAUUCAGUAAUAAAGAAUGUCAUCGUUAGCGGCUGAUACUGCUUGAGAAACCUCUGAACAGACAUGUUUGACGAACAACAUUUUCCAGCCAUGUGCCUUGUAGAGAUUUACUCUCAUAAUGGUGUCAUCAGUGGGAUCCAGCAGUAAUUAUAGGCUUUCAAAACGUGACAUUAAGUCCACCAGUGGAAGAAAGAAAAAGAAAGAGGUUUUGAGAGCCUGUGCGAAAGGGCUAGAGCUGGUGAGAGAGAUGGAAAGAAAGAGAGACACGCAACCAGGAGCACAUUCCGUAGUGCCCUGAUAGUUGCCAUGACGACCAUCUGCAUUAUUGUACUCCUUCAGCAGGGUGAGAUUCUGUGGAGAGAGGGAGAGAAAGGAGAACCACCAGAGCACUGUAAUGUACCUGCUUCUUUUUCAGGUCCAUAUGCUUCAUCCUGGUGAACGAUAGCUGUGAUCAUACAGUAGUGUCAGGAUUUGUAUGGGUUUAUUAUUUAAAUUCUGUGCCAUUUUUAGGCUCACACGAUCUGAAAGAAAAGAUGAUCUCUAAAGAGCUAUUCUAUUUUUUGAUGUGCUUGUAGUUAUAUAGUUGGCAUAUUUAGGUCGAGAGAAUACAUUAAAAUGAAGAUCAAUGAUUCUAUGCAGUCUAUUUCCUCAGCUGUGGUGCCAUCUCCCUCUCUCUUAGGCAUAGGUGACUAAUCAGCCAUUUUAUAACCAGUGUGUGUGUAGGUGUUCUAACAGUGACAGGACAAUGAUGUGUUAAGCCAAUAACGCUACCACCACCAUGUGCACUGAUGGUGUAUUUCUUUGUUGCCGUUAGCAAAAACAAGUGCCUGCAUUUGUUUCUCUGUGUGUGUGUGGUCAAUUGCAAUGUGUGCCCCAUUGUUGAGCAGUCUUAUUUUGUCGCUUUGACACAGCGGAGUAGUCGACACACAGGGUUGUCUCCAUUGAUACAGAUUUGUGGUGUAGGGGUGGUGGCCGGUGGCCAAACAGGUCAAACAGACCAGGCUUCCAGAUGGCCGUCUCUUGUUUUUAUUGCCCAUAGGACCAACAACCUGUCUGUCACCUAGCCUACUCCUGUCUUCUCUUCCUUCUUUCUCUCCGCUCCACUCUUUCAUCGAGACGGGGCGUUGGUCCUCUCCCAUCUGCCGUCUUUGCGUUGGACUGACUGCCACCUCAUUUGGAUGCUAAACACGUAGUGAUGAUGAGAGCCGUUCUAGGGUCUUCUAUUGGCUCGGAGCGCAGACUACACUGACGCUUGUUUAUGCUAAUACAACUGUCAGCUGGUUAAAUAACAUCACAGAGGAUUAAGCACAUGCUCAGAGCAUUCCAGUAGCUUGAUUAACUUGAUUGCCUGAAUGUAAUAUGAACAUGCUGUUUAAUCAAGAAGAUUAGCCAGAUUGUCCUUAGUAUUAAGAGACGUCCUUGUGAAAGAGGGGGAUAUCUAAGCAGGGACAGCUCCUACUUGAACACAAGCUACUAAUACGUGGCAGAAGUUGUGCUUGGAAAAGCUCAUCACAGACAACAGUGAGGCGAAAAUAAGUCAUUUUUCAUCAGUCUCCUCUCCCAGACUUAUUUUAGUGGAGGGGUCCUGGUCUGAAUGAGAGAAAUGUGUUGUUAAUCCUUCCAAGCCCUCCGGUAUUCCCCAGUGUCUCCCCAACGCUGUGCCGCACUCGCUCCAUCCCUCUGCUUCUCACACAGGAUUGAUGUACAGUCCACCCGACGUCCUGCCGCAGGGGAUUGUGGGAUAGUUUACAUUUUUUGUGAAGGACAGAUUGAUAGCCAGGGUGUGUAAGGGACAGGAACUUCCUCCAAGGGGAUUUGUUGUAGGAACUGUAGUGUUGUUGUGUCUGGGGGAAUUGUUAUGAGCACAGUAGAUACAUCUCUAAGUUAUGUGUGUGUAGAUUAAGGAGUUGCCCCAUUAUGCUUCAGAAUAGAGAAUUGAUCCCCUCAGGCUAAAUCUGCUGCAGAUCAAUACAUAUUUCUCCUGCUAUCUGUAUCGCUGUACUGUGGUGUUGACCUGACUCCUUUCCCUCCCUCCCUCCCUCCCUCCCUCCCUCCCUCCCUCCCUCCCUCCCUCCCUCCCUCCCUCCCUCCCUCCAGGUGAGGAGAGUCAGGAGCUGGGCCCCCCUCCCUCUGUGGACGAGGCAGCCAACACCCUGAUGACGCGCCUGGGCUUCCUACUGGGAGACAAGAUGAACGAGGGACAGCCCGGCUCACAGUAUGACAUGGACGACCACGACGACAACCAGGUAGGUUACACACACGCAUGCACACUACACACACACACACUACACACACACACAUACUACACACACCACAGUACAGUAAGAGCAUGCAUGAACACGACGACGGUCAGGUAGGUUACGCACCCUUCUGUCAUGCACUGUUACAAUAUGAUAUUAUUAGUUUGUCAAUACUUUUGAGUCUUUAAAGACCCAGCAUGACAUCAGGAUAAAAAGUAAAGGGUUUCCCCUAGAUCAGUGGUACUCCAAUAGUCGCCAGGUGGCCAACACACAAUGUCUGUGGUCCAGCUUAUAGGGGCCUCACAUCCAUAGAAGCACACCCCCAAACAGUGAGGUUUGCAGAUCACAUCCCAAGGCCUCUUAAGGAACCAAGGGGACCAUUUCGUAGAUUUUUUAAUUUGUUUAUGGCAAACUCAAUGGCCACUGACACCACUAUGCGCUGGCUCAGAAGAUGUUUGUGAAGAUGUGGUCUGUUUGUGAACAUCAAUCCUGUGAGUUAUGGAUAACCUAGCUUGGAGUCAGUGACGCUAGGCUCUCCUUCACUCCUGCAGAGCAGAACCAACGGACCGUGACACAGGGCAGGUGAGGGCCAGGGGAAGGUGACCCACUACCUCGGUCAUGAAAACUGCCCGCCGCAUGCCACAUCCUCUUGUCUAAGCAGUGUGCCUCCACAGAGGCCUAUCCAAUGGCAGAGCCAACGGUGCUGGAGCGACUCCCCCUUAAAGCCUGACCCACUUCUCCAAACUUCACACUUUGGGUGCAUCUUAACUAGUGCCUUCCAGCUCUGGUGUCCUGUCCUUCAUCUGCUCUGGCUCAUUUAGCUUUUAUCUGACUUUCUGAUCUGUUGAGAUGAGUGGAAGGAGACGAGGAGAAUAGAGGAAAGGAGAACUUGUUUAGACUAUUGAGAUGCACCCCUUGUUCUACACAGCUCAGAAUUGCAGUAUGCUUUUGGUUCGGCCCUUCGUGCCAAACUGCAGUGGUAACAAAAACCCAGCCCUGGUUUUCUCAAGUCCCAAUUUAGAGGCCUGCCACUCCCACGCACGCAGAUGCAGUCUGGGUAGGCUAGGUGGGAGGGAACCUCCCAUUCUAUAAUCAUGUCUAUGGAGCCUCCCUAAAGACAUCCAGCCUAGAAUCACAACAGAGUUGUUAUCAUGACCAAGGAGCAUUCCACACUUGGAUGCCAUCUGUCUUGCACCAAACCUGCCCUAAGAAGUCACUCACACCUCUGCUCAUAUCCUGGUCACCCGGCCACUUCUGUGUAUUUCUAUGCUAUUCUGACUAAUCUCCCGAUUUAUUUGCAAAUGACUAAUGUCCAAGUCAAUUCAUUUUUCAAUUAGAGCAAGGGCCAUGCAUAAUUGAUGAACAGAUUGGCUGGAAUAAGAAUCCAGCAUGCCCGGAGGUGGGCUUGCCUCUCUCUCUCCCUGCCCCUGCUCAGUAGAUCAAAGCACAACUGGAUCUAAUCUACUUCCGUGGCUCACAUUCAUUUAUUGAUAUUCUACUGAAUUAUAAUUCAUUAUGUUGCAAAAAAUUGUUCACUCAUGAAAAAAAAUUCAGGAGUCAUCAAAAUACAUAAACAACAGAUGACUCUACGGUUACACAUGCACUGGAAUAAUGUGACAGGCAAGGACUGUAUCAAUGAAAAAGAAUGCUAGGAUCAGCAAUCAUCUUGUCGGUCUAGGGUGUGUGUAGGCUACUAUGUACAUGUGUCAACUGGCUGUGCCUGAUCAUAAUUUAAUCAUGGCUAAUUUACCUGAUAAUUUCUCAUUGGCUGAUGCAGUCUGGUGUAUCACUGUACUUCAGUAUAGACCUGACCCUUCCUUCCUUCCUCCCUAUCUACCAGGGCAUGAUGUCAGUGACGCAGCGGAUCAGCCCCUGCUCCAGCCUGGCCAGCAGCACAGCCUCCCCCCCUGCAGGCAGCCCCUGCUCCACGCUGCCCCCCGGAGGGGCCCCCGGGAACCACGCCUCCAGAGACUGUGCCUAUGGCUCCAUCACCAGCCCCACCUCCACCCUGGAGAGCAGGGACAGCGGCAUCAUCGGUGAGGGACAGACGCUCAUUUAUUUUGUGGAAGUUAUGUUUCCAUAAAGCCAUGUUUUCUGUAGCAAUUUGAUGUAUUCUCUGAUGUUUUAAUUCUUUACAUUUUUGGAAAAGCCAGGUGAUGGGGUUAGCUGCAUUUAAAUAUGUCUGUUUUAUAUACUUAUUGGCUCUACUGUUGGGAGAUUUUCUUAUUGUUAUAACAUUUACUUUGAGGUCUGUAAUUGAAUGAAGAGUAAAUUCGCUCCAUGGGCCUUAAUCAGUUUGAAACUAAGCUCUAAAGUCUCUAAAGAACUGUAACACUGCAUAUAUUUGUCUAAACUACCUUUUAUCUGACAGCCACGCUGACCAGCUACUCUGAGAAUGCUGACCGGGGUGGGGGGAAGCACGGGGAGGGCUCGCGGGGUAGCCUGAAGCUGUGGCAGACCCAGAAGUGUUCGGGCACAGACUCGUUCCUGUACCGCGUGGAUGAGAACAUGGCUGCCUCCACCUACAGCCUGAACAAGAUCCCAGAGAGGAGCCUGGAUACGGCCCACUCUGCCCACUCCAUUCCCCUCUACCUCAUGCCCCGGCCCAACUCUGUGGCAGGUGAGUCACUGUGCCAGCCACGCCUCUUGUUGAUUUGUUUACCACAUUUAAUUUCACACUUUUAACUCAUAAUUAAUUGAAAAUCCUUAUAGGGUUUGGCUAUAUUACUUUCAUAAAUGUGUGAUAUCUAGUUAUCAAGUUGGAAUUGACCCCCAACUCAGCAUCCGACACUGACUGAAUGUUCCCACCUCAUUUUGGUGCUCUUAUUUACCCCACUGUGCCACUCAGACAUUAACUUUAAUGGGAAUAGGGUAAAACAUUCCUUCAGGGAGAGGAAAUCCCCACAGUGUUCAAACAUGUGUUUCCAAUGUCCUCUCUAUGUCAGGGCAUAUAAAAGCAGCAUAGCAAGCCAGUUAUAAAAAAAAGCCUGUAGCUCCUCACCUCUGACUUGGCCUAUCCAGUGGGAUGAAUGGAGCUGGGCUAGCAGUGUUUAAGGGAUUGCGGCGCUCGUAACGGGGUUUACGUUGUUUGGCGUCUUUUCUUUUGACUUCUGACACCUGCCCUCUAAGAGGCCACUGAGAGGAGUGAAGUGCAAACAAAGCUUAUUGAAGAGUCAGGGAAGAAAGCUGGGCAUGAUGGGAGAAUGGGGGAGGAGACUGAUAUAGGAGAGAGAAAGGGAAAGGAAUAGAGAUGCAAAGAGAGCUAGACAAACUGAUAGAGGAAUAAAGAGAGAUAGACAGAGAGAUAGACAAACUGAUAGAGGAAUAAAGAGAGAGACAGAGAGAUAGACAAACUGAUAGAGGAAUAAAGAGAGAUAGACAAACUGAUAGAGGAAUAAAGAGAGAUAGACAGAGAGAUAGACAAACUGAUAGAGGAAUAAAGAGAGAGACAGAGAGAUAGACAAACUGAUAGAGGAAUAAAGAGAGAUAGACAAACUGAUAGAGGAAUAAAGAGAGAUAGACAAACUGAUAGAGGAAUAAAGAGAGAUAGACAAACUGAUAGAGGAAUAAAGAGAGAUAGACAAACUGAUAGAGGAAUAAAGAGAGAUAGACAAACUGAUAGAGGAAUAAAGAGAGAGACAGAGAUAUAGACAAACUGAUAGAGGAAUAAAGAAAGAUAGACAAACUGAUAGAGGAAUAAAGAGAGAUAGACAAACUGAUAGAGGAAUAAAGAGGGAUAGACAAACUGAUAGAGGAAUAAAGAGAGAUAGACAGAGAGAUAGACAAACUGAUAGAGGAAUAAAGAGAGAUAGACAAACUGAUAGAGGAAUAAAGAGAGAUAGACAAACUGAUAGAGGAAUAAAGAGAGAGACAGAGAGAUAGACAAACUGAUAGAGGAAUAAAGAGGGAUAGACAAACUGAUAGAGGAAUAAAGAGAGACAGAGAGAUAGACAAACUGAUAGAGGAAUAAAGAGAGAAAGGGCUACCAACAGACAGAUAUAGGGGGGACACUGAUAAAAGGAGAAAGAGAAAAAAGAGAAACGGAUAUAGGAGAAUGUGUGGUAUAGAUUCCAGUCAUCAGGACGGUAAGAUGGAAGGAAUGAGCAAGAUUAGUUUAGUAGGGAGAGGGGAGUCUGAGUAAGAAAGAUGGAUAGAGAGAAGGAGAGAGAAGAAAAGGAGGGAGGAUGAACAGGGCAUGGAGAGGCUUGGCCCAGGCAGCACUGAAACAUCAAAGCCAUGGGCAUAGUCCCUCUGGUGACUGGGGGGAGGGAGAGAUGGAGAGAGGGAGUGAAUCACACAGAGAGAGAAAGAGAGAUAGAAAGAGGGAGGCACCCUGGUAAUUCCUGGUAAUGAGAAACUUGUCAGCAGAGUGAGAUAAAGAAGGGUGAAUGUUGGAGAGAACGAGUGCAGCGCCCCAAGCCCCCCACUGCAGCAUUCUCUCUGUUUACUGUGGGAGUAUAGGAAAUAAUAUGACCCACAAUCCUUUGGCCUUGGGGACUUUGUGGUGGUAGCUGGGGAAUAGGCCACCAAUGUUCCUCAUCCAAUUGGAGACAGUGUUCUGUUGGACGUCACCAAAAUUCAUGUAGGGAUAGAUGAUUGUUGUGAUUAUAUGUUCUGCCCAAUAUAACUCGGUCUCAGUCGAAUUGCAAGCCUAGAAGUGAUAAUGGGACAACUGUCAUGUCAAAUAUGACAAUAUGUCAGCUUAUAAACACAGCCCUAGCCUGUGGCAUCUUGUAAACUGGGAACAUUGUGAAAUUAUGGAAAGACUGUAUAGAGAGCUUUGAUCAUCACACACAAGCUACUGACAGGAGAGGAGAAGAGUGAUUCAGUGAGGGUCAUUGCUCAGAGGGAGCAAGGGAGCACUAGGUAGAGAUGUUCUGGUCUGCUGUCCUGCUACACGCCUCAGGAGCAGAGCAGGGGCAGCCACCCACACUGGGCUCUGAACGAGAGGCUCUCUGCUCUCACUCCAUAUAUCCUCUCUUUCUCUUUAUCUCUUUCUUUACCUCUACCUCGCUCCCUCCCCUUUCCCUCUAGCUCAUCUAUUUCUCUCCUCACCUCUCCUCUCUCUUGCCUUCCUCUUCCAACUACCUCCUCCUCCAUCUCUUCCUCCUGCCUCUUGCAUCUCCGUCUGCUCGCUUUCAUCCUAUGUAGUCAAGCUCACUUUCAAAAUGGCUCUGAUCUCCUGGUUCAAAUGCAAUAGAUGACUCCAACUGACAGAGAGGCUACCUUAUGAGCCUUGACAUUCUGUUCUGCAGAAAUGCACACCUCUCGCCCACUUUCCUUCUCUCUCUCUCUCACACCAGCACUUUUCUCACAUAGCAAUGACUAUUAAAAACACAUAACACACAAACCCAACUCCACCAAAGCAAAAUGUCCCCAAAAUGUCCCCAUAGCGCCACGUCAAGCCCUAUGAGCUAUGGCAGUGGCUACCCCCAUGGACAUUUAUCAUUGAUUAUGUUUUAAAUAUGUAUAUAUUAUUAUUUGUAUUAUUGUUUCAUUCACUUCACUUUUUGACCUGUACUGUUGGAGCUCUGAGCUUAAGAAUUUCACUGUACCCUGCAAUUAGAUCUGCGACCCCUGUGCAUGUGACUAAUAAACACAUCUAAAAUCUAAGUCUAAUACAGCUGCUCGCCCACACCAAGGUCCCCGCAAACCACCGUAAAUCUGAGAUCCCACUCGCCACACGCCUGCUACAGUUUUAGCUGUAUUGCAGUGGAAGGGUACUAGUCUGGGAGGGAUCCCUGUCAUAGGUAAAACAGAUCAGGGGUUGCAGUGUAGGUGAGUGGUGGAUAGAACUUAUUUUCUUUGAUUUAAUUGUUGUUAGCGCCAGCUAGCCCAGUGGUUCAGAACUUUGUGGUAUGCAGGAUUACACUAUUUUCCUGACAGGAAGGAAGGAGGAGCAUUGUGAGUCCCUCCCUGUAGCACAAGGUUAUCGCUGUCAUUCUCCAUAAAGCUCUUAUCCUAAUGCUAAAAACUCUUUACUGCAUUUAUCUUCCUACUCUUUUUUUGAGAGACAGUGUUUUUUGGGACAGCUGGAAGAGCUCCGGACUUGGGAAUAUUGUUAACAGAGAGGGAAAAACUAAACAAACUAUCUGGAAAAGGGGUCGUCCGAGGAAGGAAGUGUGUUUGGUGUGUAUGAGGUCACACACUUUCACACAGGCUCACACACACAUACACUCUACCACGCUAUAGUUACACACAUUAGUUCACAUUAGUCUUGGACUCUGACCGUUUAAAACACUUCUGUUUGCUUGGAGUUGGAUUUCAAAUGGUGCUGGUUUGUAGUGGAUCUCAAUGGUGAGGUAUGGAACUGAUAUGUUUAUCUAUUUCCAAGGGUGUCUGUUGUUAGCAUUAGCAAUUUAGCAUUCAGGUUUAGGCGGUUCAGUGAUUCCUUGCUUUGUUUGACUAACUCUGUUUUUCUUCCCUCUCAUCUGUUGCACCAAUUUACCUCUCACACACACACAUGCACACACAUUAGCCACGAGUUCGGCCCACCUGGAGGACCUGGCCUAUCUGGAUGAGCAGAGACACACUCCCCUGAGGACCUCCCUCAGGAUGCCCCGGCAGAACUCUGGGGCCGGGCGCUCCGGACACGACCUCAGAGGUAGGCCUCAUAUCACUCUGGGUGGGGGUGUGGGUGGAUUGGUGAGGUUGGAUAAGUGGGAGAGGGAGGGAGAAAAUCCAGAAAAACGCAUGUCAAAAAUGUUAGAAAUUGAUUUGCAUUUUAAUGAGGCAAAUAAGUAUUUGACCCCUCUGCAAAACAUGACUUAGUACUUGGUGGCAAAACCCUUGUUGGCAAUCACAGAGGUCAGACGUUUCUUGUAGUUGGAGGGAUUUUGUCCCGUGUUUUUGGGUCAUUGUCAUGCUGGAAUACCCAUCCACGACCCAUUUUCAAUGCCCUGGCUGAGGGAAGGAGGUUCUCACCCAAGAUUUGACGGUAUAUGGCCCCGUCCAUCGUCCCUUUGAUGCGGUGAAGUUGUCCUGUCCCCUUAGCAGAAAAACACCCCCAAAGCAUAAUGUUUCCACCUCCAUGUUUGACGGUGGGGAUGUUGUUCUUGGGGUCAUAGGCAGCAUUCCUCCUCCUCCAAACACGGCGAGUUGAGUUGAUGCCAAAGAUCUCCAUUUUGGUCUCAUCUGACCACAACACUUUCACCCAGUUCUCCUCUGAAUCAUUCAGAUGUUCAUUGGCAAACUUCAGACGGGCAUGUAUAUGUGCUUUCUUGAGCAGGGGGACCUUGCGGGCGCUGCAGGAUUUCAGUCCUUCACGGCGUAGUGUGUUACCAAUUGUUUUCUUGGUGACUAUGGUCCCAGCUGCCUUAAGAUCAUUGACAAUAUCCUCCCGUGUAGUUCUGGGCUGAUUCCUCACCGUUCUCAUGAUCAUUGCAGCUCCACGAGAUGAGAUCUUGCAUAGAGCCCCAGGCCGAGGGAGAUUGACAGUUAUUUUGUGUUUCUUCCAUUUGCGAAUAAUCGCGCCAACUGUUGUCACCUUCUCACCAAACUGCUUGGCGAUGGUCUUGUAGCCCAUUCCAGCCUUGUGUAGGUCUACAAUCUUGUCCCUGACAUCCUUGGAGAGCUCUUUGGUCUUGGCCAUGGUGGAGAGUUUGGAAUCUGAUUGAUUGAUUGCUUCUGUGGACAGGUGUCUUUUAUACAGGUAACAAACUGAGAUUAGGAGCACUCCCUUUAAGAGUGUGCUCCUAAUCUCAGCUCGUUACCUGUAUAAAAGACACCUGGGAGCCAGAAAUCUUUCUGAUUGAGAGGGUGUCAAAUACUUAUUUCCCUCAUUUUAAAAUGCAAAUCAAUUUAUAACAUUUCUUUGUCAGUGGGCAAACGUACAAAAUCAGCAGGGGAUCAAAUACUUUUUUCCCUCACUGUAAGUCAGUGUGUUAGUAAGUAUGAUUUGUGAGGUGAGUGGAUAUCUGUGUAGACAUACUUGGUGCACUGUCCCUCUAAACCCCUCUCCCUGCCUGGUAUUGGGUGAUGCAACCCUCCCUUUGGGCCUGGUACACCACACACACACACACACACACACACACACACACACACACACACACACACACACACACACACACACCCCCAGUACACCUUAAUCCGUCUCCCCUCCCAGAUCAAUGUUAUUGACUUUCCUCCUCACCACUCCCUGGCUCAUCUGUCACUGCAGGGGUCCUGUCUGAGGCCCCAUCACUCAUGGCCAAGGCUUUAUAAGGCUUAAAUCACACACACACUGAACACACACAUUGAACACGCACAAACACACACAAACAGACUUGCACAUGCACACACACAGAUACGCAGAUGUAUAAACACAAACGCACACACCCUAUCUUUCUACCUCCAAUUCUCCAUACUUCUCCCUCUCUGUAUUCCUCUCUCUCUCUAUUCCCUCUCUCUCUGACUGUAUUUUUAGCCCCCUGCCUGCCACACUACAAUGCUUACCACAGCACUUUCUCCCUAAGAUCAGACCACACCGGGAAUGAAAACUCAUACAGAGAUAUCGCGUUACCUUUGCCUUUCUUACUCAUGAGUACAGAACUACUGGACACGCACACACUCACAACCACGGCUCUGAGGCAUGGACAGAAAAAAUGGGGUCCAAGAACGAGCUCACAUGCAUUCAAAUAUGCUCACACGAUAUUUGUAUGUGUCUUAGGCUUCAUCCUAGGAUCAGGGAUGAAACGUUGGGUGUGGUUCUGCUCCCCACCACCCUGCUCCCUCCCUCCCUCUCACCAUCCCCUCUCCUCUGCUAGCUAGCUGCACCAACCCUCCCAUCCAUCUUCCCCUUUCUCCUCCCCCUCCCCUUCCAUCUCUCUCUCUCUCUCUCUCUCUCUCUCUCUCUCUCUCUCUCUCUCUCAUGCGUUGUCUCUCUCCUCUGUCCUCUGCCUCAGCUUCCGCUUACAGCCAUGCCUGGCAAUCUAACUCACGUAAGUGAUGCACCUCUCUUUCUCUUCUCCCCCUCCCUCCCAUUAUAAGGCAUUCUACUGUUCUACGUCAGUUAAUGCCACAUUAUAAUGAUGUGCUUGUUAAACUAGUGGUGCAUUCACAGUAGUGUUACUGUAUUAGUAGGAGUACAGAACAGUAUCCCUCUACUGCAAUAUGUUAUCUAAUCCCAUAUCCCCCACUCUGCUAACCAUAUGUACUUGUUAUAUACAGACAGUAUCUACCAUACACUUAGUAAUUCUGUUUCAUUAUGUAGUUCUUAAUAUGAAGCCCAAUGGUGGAGUUCACCCAUGGUGUCUUAUUUUGAUGAACAUCCCCCUCUAUGGGUGACGAGCUGACGUUGCACUGAGGAAAUCAGAAUGACAGUGCAGUGGACUCUACACAUCAAGUCCUGUGUCUUUUCCCUCACCUAUAAUCUGUACCCUUCCUCUCUCUCUCCAGUACGCUUUGCUCCCUACCGCCCCCCGGAUAUCGCCCUCAAGCCCCUCCUCUUCGAGGUGCCCAGCCUGACAGCUGACUCGCUCUUCACCGGGAGAGAGUGGCUCUUCCAGGAAGUGGACGCCCGUCUUCGCGGCGACGACUCGGCAGCCAAUCGAGGUGUGGUUGUCGUGGGCAACGUGGGCUUCGGCAAGACCGCCAUCAUCUCCCGCCUGGUGGCGCUCAGCUGCCAUGGCAACCGCAUGAGGCAGAUCGCCUCGGACAGCCCCCACGCCUCGCCCAAACGUACGCUUAUACUGUCCUACAGGAGUGUGUGUGUGUGUGUGUGUGAAACUAUGAUCCAUGCUGGCUGCUGCUAGAAGGGCCUGUUGUACUGGGUAUGUGUCUUAAGAUGCGUAUAAAAAGCAUCCUUGUGUGUGUGUAAAUAAUGCACACAGUAGAUGCACUCAACUUGAUCUAUAAACAUACUUCUCCCUCUUUCUUCUCUCUCUCUCUCUCUCUCUCUCUCUCUCUCUCUCUCUCUCUCUCUCUCUCUCUCUCUCUCUCUCUCUCUCUCUCUCUCUCCUCUCUCUCUCUCUCUCUCUCUCUCUCUCUCUCUCUCUCUCUCUCUCUCUCUCUCUCUCUCUCUCAGAUGGGGAGACCCUGCCCCUCACCCAGCACUCCCAUGGCACCCUGGGGGGCAGCUGCCCUGGCACCCCCGAGAUGAGGCGACGCCAGGAGGAGGCUUUACGGAGGCUCGCCUCACAGGUACAACACUACACCACCACACCACAGCUGCAUCUCAGUAGUCUUAAGUACCAUUCAAAACCACCCUGACCAGCUGGGUGAAUCGUUGCUCAGAGGUACAUGUCUGGUUUACACUGUAUUCUAUUUCUAUUUGAACGUUCUACAACGGUGUGCCCUACUGAACAUGGCCCGGAUUCAACAAAUAAACUGAUCAUUGAGACAUUGCUAAGGGGGAAGGUGUGUUGAUGCUGGUCUGAAAUCAAUGCCUGCACACCUGCUCCUUUGUUCUUCAGUGUCAGCAGCUCUUUCCUAUUUCCUGGUUUGCUAGCUGUCUCUGCCCUCUCACCUCCUUGUGGCCUUGUCCUCUCCCUGCUCACUCUAUUAUUCAUUCUCUCUCUCUGCUGCCGCUCUUCUCUCAUUCUCUCCAUUAUCGGCAUUCUGUUCUAUCUACAUCCUUUUAUCUCUCCUUUUCUCUCUCCAUGCUCUCUCUCUAUGUCCUUAACCCAUCCGCUCUAGCAACACUGAUGCUAAUGUCUUCCUUAAUUCACUUAGCACUCUCCCUCUUCCUCCGUCCACUGUCAACUCCUGCUAUCCAAUCUGGCUCUUCACUCCAUCUCUCUUUCUCUCUCUCUAUCUCUCUCUCCAUUCCAUUUUCAUGACUGCCGGUGUUGUGCAGAGGCAGCAGAAAAACAAAGGGAAGCUCUCUCUCUUUCCCCCCCCCCCCCCUCUCUCUCUUGCUGUCUCUCUCGUUCCCUCUGUCUCUCUGUGCUAUGACCUAAUGAAAUAUGCAUAGGCCCUGGGAGCAGUGUUCCAGCCGAGCCAUUAGAUCCCCUUAGCGUCCACAUGCAUUCUUAAUGACAGCCUGCUCCAGUGGUUGACCCACACACACACUACACACUACACUAGCACACACAAGCAUCACAAAUACUACACACAGACCACUUUUAGCUUCAGAUCCCUGUGGAUGUCAGUGGCCAGGAGCAUAUGGCUAUGAAUCUUUGUAUGACUUUUGGAGUGAAGCUCUCUAAUCUAGUCUGAAAUAUUCCUGAGGGAAGCUUUACGUUGGAGCCAGUCUGUGAAGCCUACUAGCUUUUCUCAGCACUCCCAAGUCCACUCUAUCCAAGGCGGUGCUGUAUUAAACCAUACAUUAAACUACAGAUCUAGGAUCAGACUGCCUAAACUUAUCCAACAGGGGGGUUAAAAAUGUACCAGCGGUAAGAGGCAACUUCUACCUUAUCUGUCUGCCAUAUCACCACCCCCAGGGUCUCAGUGCCAGUCAGCUCAUCUGACACACUACAGACAAACAAAGACCCGACAGUCACAACAAGCUACACAGCAGGCAUCACUCUUCAAUGAAUAAUGUAACAUGGUAUUGUUUUUCAACAGUGUUUUUUUUAAUGAAGCCUCAAUCUGUCGCUGGGCUUCAGUCCGCUCUAACUCUUGUCAUAAAGAUGAUAGUGGUUAGUUGGCACAGACUGUCACCUAGGCCUGUUUGGUUUGUGUUUUAUUUGAUUGUUACGUGCUGAAGAUUCAAGACAAAAUAUAUUUUUGUGGGUUGAUUUGCGCCCUCUUGUGGAUUCAGUUAAAUUGACCACUCUCUUUGGAGAUAUCUACAGUGAGGGGAAAAAAGUAUUUGAUCCCCUUCUGAUUUUGUACGUUUGCCCACUGACAAAGACAUGAUCAGUCUAUAAUUUUAAUGGUAGGUUUAUUUGAACAGUGAGAGACAGAAUAACAACAACAAAAAAUUCCAGAAAAACGCAUGUCAAAAAUGUUAUAAUUGAUUUGCAUUUUAAUGAGGGACAUAAGUAUUUGACCCCCUCUCAAUCAGAAAGAUUUCUGGCUCCCAGGUGUCUUUUUAUACAGGUAACGAGCUGAGAUUAGGAGCACACUCUUAAAGGGAGUGCUCCUAAUCUCAGUUUGUUACCUGUAUAAAAGACACCUGUCCACAGAAGCAAUCAAUCAAUCAAUCAGAUUCCAAACUCUCCACCAUGGCCAAGACCAAAGAGCUCUCCAAGGAUGUCAGGGACAAGAUUGUAGACCUACACAAGGCUGGAAUGGGCUACGAGACCAUCGCCAAGCAGCUUGGUGAGAAGGUGACAAGAGUUGGUGCGAUUAUUCGCAAAUGGAAGAAACACAAAAUAACUGUCAAUCUCCCUCGGCCUGGGGCUCCAUGCAAGAUCUCACCUCGUGGAGUUGCAAUGAUCAUGAGAACGGUGAGGAAUCAGCCCAGAACUACACGGGAGGAUCUUGUCAAUGAUCUCAAGGCAGCUGGGACCAUAGUCACCAAGAAAACAAUUGGUAACACACUACGCCAUGAAGGACUGAAAUCCUGCAGUGCCCGCAAGGUCCCCCUGCUCAAGAAAGCACAUAUACAGUCCCAUCUGAAGUUUGCCAAUGAACAUCUGAAUGAUUCAGAGGAGAACUGGGUGAAAGUGUUGUGGUCAGAUGAGACCAAAAUCAAGCUCUUUGGCAUCAACUCAACUCGCCGUGUUUGGAGGAGGAGGAAUGCUGCCUAUGACCCCAAUAACACCAUCCCCACCAUCAAACAUGGAGGUGGAAACAUUAUGCUUUGGGGGUGUUUUUUUGCUAAAGGGACAGGACAACUUCACUGCAUCAAAGGAACGAUGGACGGGGCCAUGUACCGUCAAAUCUUGGGUGAGAACCUCCUUCCCUCAGCCAGGGCAUUGAAAAUGGGUCGUGGAUGGGUAUUCCAGCAUGACAAUGACCCAAAACACACGGCCAAGGCAACAAAGGAGUGGCUCAAGAAGAAGCACAUUAAGGUCCUGGAGUGGCCUAGCCAGUCUCCAGAACUUAAUUCCAUAGAAAAUCUGUGGAGGGAGCUGAAGGUUCGAGUUGCCAAACGUCAGCCUCAAAACCUUAAUGACUUGGAGAAGAUCUGCAAAGUGGAGUGGGACAAAAUCCCUCCUGAGAUGUGUGCAAACCUGGUGGCCAACUACAAGAAACGUCUGACCUCUGUGAUUGCCAACAAGGGUUUUGCCACCAAGUACUAAGUCAUGUUUUGCAGAGGGGUCAAAUACUUAUUUCCCUCAUUAAAAUGCAAAUCAAUUUAUAACAUUUUUGACAUGCGUUUUUCUGGAUUUUUUUGUUGUUAUUCUGUCUCUCACUGUUCAAAUAAACCUACCAUUAAAAUUAUAGACUGAUCAUGUCUUUGUCAGUGGGCAAACGUACAAAAUCAGCAGGGGAUCAAAUACUUUUUUCUCUCACUGUAGAUAAAAUCUAAAAUAUAUUUUCAAUUUCAAUGGGAUCACCUAUAUAAAAUGAUUAUUUUUUUCUCCCCCUACCCCAUUCACCUCCACUCUCUAUCGCCCCCAGGUGGUGGCGUACCACUACUGCCAGGCGGACAACGCCUACACGUGCCUGGUGCCAGAGUUUGUCCACAACGUGGCGGCUCUGCUGUGCCGGGCGCCCCAGCUCAUGGCCUACAGGGAGCAGCUGCUGCGGGAGCCCCACCUGCAGACCACCCUCAGUCUGCGCUCCUGUGUCCAGGAUCCCCUCAAUGCCUUCAGGAGGGGCGUGCUGGAGCCCCUCGACAUCCUGCACAGAGGUCAGGGGGGUUCAAGGUUUUAUGGAACUGCAUAGGAGCUGUACAUUUGAUAACUUGUUAUUUUCUCUCAGGGUGUGGGCCAACUCCAUUCAUGUAUUCCAAAAAAAACUACAUAAAAUGUCCCAUCUCAGUAGCUAAUAGUUUAUUCUCUCCACUCCUUGUCCUGAUAAACAACCUUGUUGUCUUUGUGUUCAUCAGAGAGGAAGAUAGCAUGUGAGGAGGACCUGAUCAUCCUGGUAGACGGGCUGAAUGAGGCAGAGUUCCACAAGCCGGACUACGGCGACACCAUCACCUCCUUCCUGUGUAAGACCAUGGAACGCUUCCCUCCCUGGCUCAAACUGGUGGUCACCGUCAGGACCUCCCUACAGGAGAUCACACAUCCCCUCCCGUUCCACCGUAUCUCUCUUGACCGCCUUGAGGAGAAUGAUGCCAUAGACCAGGACCUGCAGGUAGGGUUCAGGUUCACACCAAACGAUCUGUCUGACAUCUUUACUGUCAGAUCAUCUCUCACUUCAACCUCAAUCAUUGUAGUAAAAGUAGGCAAUCACGAUUUAAAACGAUUAUCAUCAACUAUUGUGAUAAAAGCCCCCCACGAGUUAUCAUGAUGCUGAACUCCAUUCUCUUCCCGACCUGGCCUGCAGGGCUACCUGCUGCAGCGGAUCCAGGGUAGUGCUGAGAUCCAGAGCAACGUGUCUCUCAACGGGCGUUUGGACAACGCAGCCUUCGCCAAGCUGAGCACCCACCUCAAGGCCCUGAGCCGCGGCUCCUACCUCUACCUGAAGCUCACGCUGGACCUCAUCGAGAAGGGCUACCUGGUGCUCAAGAGCUCCAGCUUCAAGGUGAGUCGGUGUCCAGGUCAUGGAGCUGUAUACUGUAUGUCUCAAGGUUUCUGCUUGUGUUCCAUACUCUGCCUGUUUGUGUGUUUAUCUCUCUCUGUGAACGUUCAUAUGAUGUUUCGUUACAAAACUGACCCGAGGUGUUUCUCCAUGUCUCCCCCACAGGUGGUGCCGGUGAGCCUGGCUGAGGUGUACCUUCUGCAGCUCAACAUGCGUUUCCCCACCCAGUCGUCCUUUGAGCGUGCCCUCCCCCUGCUCAACGUGGCCGUGGCCUCCCUCCACCCCCUCACGGACGAGCAGGCAUACGGGGCGGUGAACGCUGGUGCCGUGCGAGGCCCCGCCCUGGACUGGGAGGACUUCCAGGGGAGACUGGAGCUGCUGUCGCCCUUCCUGGUGCGAAGGAGGGACGGAACGCGUAUGUUCACACACCCCUCCUUCAGGGAGUGGCUCAUCUGGAGGGAGGAUGGGGAGAAGACCAAGUUCCUCUGUGACCCGAGGUAGGGAGACACUGAUCCACUGAGAGGAACAAACGAGACCCUCUGCAAAGCCAGUGUGUACCUGGAACAUCAAUGUUUACAGCUUGAAUUUGUGGAGCUUUCUGUUCUUCUUUCUCAUUAAAUUCUCUCCCUCUCUCUACAUCUGUCUUUCUCCACUCUCACUCUUUUCUUCAUCCCUUCUUCUCCUCCUCUAUCUCUCUGUGACUGUAGGAGUGGCCACACGCUCCUGGCCUUCUGGUUCUCACGUCAGGAGGGCAAACUGAACCGGCAGCAGACCAUCGAGCUGGGCCACCACAUCCUCAAAGCACACAUCUUCAAGGUAACGACACACCACCACACAACUCAGCACACAAGCACACCUCCAACAUCUGGGUCUACAGCUUCUACCCACUGUGCAGUAACAUUGUUGUUGAAAUUACUGUUAUCUUCUCCACAGGGCCUGAGUAAGAAGGUUGGGGUCUCCUCGUCUGUCCUGCAGGGGCUGUGGGUCUCUUACAGCACAGAGGGGCUCUCCACUGCUCUGGCCUCACUGAGGAACCUCUACACACCCAACAUCAAGGUACUGGACACACACUCACACCAGCAGUGGCCUAACCAAAGCACUAUUGCAUUAGAUGUUUGGUGUAUUGGUUAUAUGUUUGACACUAGUCUCCUCCCUCUAGGUGAGCCGUUUGUUGGUCCUGGGCGGAGCCAAUGUUAACUACCGUUCGGAGGUUCUGCACAAUGCCCCAGUGCUAUGUGUCCACGCCCACCUGGGUUACGCUGAGACAGCCGGCCUGCUGCUGGAGAACGGAGCGCACGUAGACGGGGAGUCGGACAGCGGCCUCACCCCGCUGGGCUACGCCGCCGCCGCUGGACACCUGCCCAUUGUCACCGCGCUCUGCGCCUGCAAGGCCAAGGUCAGGAACCAACCACCACAACUGUGCAUACUGUCACUUUGGCCAUUGAGGUUUAUUACAACAGCAUUAUGAUGCAUUUACACAACACAAUAGAACUCUCUGCCAGCCAUGGUGUCACCUACUGGGCAAAACUUACCAAUAGGUAUUUUUGAACAGUGUCUGCGUGUGAUGUCUGUGUGUAUGCAUGUGUAUAGUGACCCUCUCUCUCUUCCUGUGUGUAGGUGGACCACCUCGACAGGAAGGGUCAGUGUGCGCUGGUGCACGCUGCACUGCGAGGACACCUGCAGGUGGUCAAGUUCCUGGUGCAGAGUGACUGGAACCCUGAUGGACAGCCCCAAGGAGCCUUCACCAAGAGUCAUGCUGUCCAGCAGGCCCUUAUAGCAGGGGCCAGCAUGGGAUACACAGAGGUACACCCACGUGCACACACACACACACACAAACACACAUACCGUACACACACUAAGUCUGAAUGUUGCCUCCUGUACAGAUCGCCUCUUACCUAUUGGACCUGCCAGAGAAGGACGAGGAGGAGGAGGAGCGAGCACAGAUCAACAACUUUGACACACUCUGGGGAGAGACUGGUACGUGUUAUUUUGGUGUGUUUGUGUAUGGCUAGGGCUGUUGUGGUGACCGUAUUACCGCGACACUGGCGGUCACCAGUCAUGAAGGCAGUCAAAUUCCACGUGACUGUUUAGUCACGGUAAUUAGGCUUCUCCAAGCUCUGAUGCUGCUGAUGGUCAUUAGCAGCCUACCAAACUUGCUAACUGCCUGGUACUCAGCACUCUUAUUGUCCCUCUAAUCAAAUCAAAUCAAAUCAAAUCAAAUCAAAUUUUAUUGGUCACAUGCGCCGAAUACAACAGGUGCAGACAUUACAGUGAAAUGCUUACUUACAGCCCUUAACCAACAGUGCAUUUGUUUUAAACAAAAAAAAGUAAGAAUAAAACAACAACAAAAAAAGUGUUGAGAAAAAAAGAGCAGAAGUAAAAUAAAGUGACAGUAGGGAGGCUAUAUAUACAGUAAAAUAAAGUGACAGUAGGGAGGCUAUAUAUACAGGGGGGUACCGUUGCAGAGUCAAUGUGCGGGGGCACCGGCUAGUUGAGGUAGUUGAGGUAAUAUGUACAUGUGGGUAGAGUUAAAGUGACUAUGCAUAAAUACUUAACAGAGUAGCAGCAGCGUAAAAAGGAUGGGGUGGGGGGGCAGUGCAAAUAGUCCGGGUAGCCAUGAUUAGCUGUUCAGGAGUCUUAUGGCUUGGGGGUAGAAGCUGUUGAGAAGUCUUUUGGACCUAGACUUGGCACUCCGGUACCGCUUGCCGUGCGGUAGCAGAGAGAACAGUCUAUGACUAGGGUGGCUGGAGUCUUUGACAAUUUUGAGGGCCUUCCUCUGACACCGCCUGGUAUAGAGGUCCUGGAUGGCAGGGAGCUUUGCCCCAGUGAUGUACUGGGCCGUACGCACUACCCUCUGUAGUGCCUUGCGGUCAGAGGCCAAGCAGUUGCCAUACCAGGCGGUGAUGCAACCAGUCAGGAUGCUCUCGAUGGUGCAGCUGUAGAAUUUUUUGAGGAUCUGAGGACCCAUGCCAAAUCUUUUUAGUCUCCUGAGGGGGGGAAUAGGCUUUGUCGUGCCCUCUUCACGACUGUCUUGGUGUGUUUGGACCAUGAUAGUUCGUUGGUGAUGUGGACACCAAGAAACUUGAAGCUCUCAACCUGUUCCACUACAGCCCCGUCGAUGAGACAUCAAUCACUCUGACAUCAAUGCAAAUGUAAUCGAAAAUCGAAUCAAACACUUAAUGAGAGCCCAUGAGCUCAUGUUGCGCAACAUUUCUAUACGCAAUGCAAUUGCGUGAGAAAACAGAGUGAUGACAACUCUUAAAAAGAGGAGGAUCCCAUCGGCCUACUAUAUUUAUUUCUCAACUUCCUUAAUAUUAAGGAAAUAUUAAGCACAUUGCUUAUCUUUACAACAGGAGUAUAGUCUACCUGGCUGGUGUUUCGAGACAGGCGCAUGAUAAUGGUCCAUUCUAAAUCAAAACAAAUUUCACACAUAUACAUUAUUUAGUAUAUGUAAAGACAAGAUUAAAUGAAGGAUAGUCUGAUGGGUGACAAUAUUACCGUAUCACUUGUGAAUUAUACAGUCGUGGUCAAAAGUUUUGAGAAUGACACAAGUAUUGGUCUUCACAAAGUUCGCUGCUUCAGUGUUAUGAGAUAUUUUUGUCAGAUGUUACUAUGGUAUACUGAAGUAUAAUUACAAGCAUUCCCUAAGUGUCAAAGGCUUUUAUUGACAAUUACAUUAAGUUUAUGCAAAGAGUCAAUAUUUGCAGUGUUGACCCUUCUUUUUCAAGAACUCUGUAAUCCGCCCUGGCAUGAUGUCAAUUAACUUCUGUGCCACAUCCUGACUGAUGGCAGCCCAUUCUUGCAUAAUCAAUGCUUGGAGUUUGUCAGAAUUUGUGGGUUUUGUUUGUCCACCCGCCUCUUGAGGAUCGACCACAAGUUCUCAAUGGGAUUAAGGUCUGAGGAGUUUCCUGGCCAUGGACCCAAAAUGUCGAUGUUUUGUUCCCAGAGCCACUUAGUUAUCACAUGCUGGAAAAGGCAUUGGUCGUCACCAAACUGUUCUUGGAUGGUUGGGAGUUGCUCUCGGAGGAUGUGUUGGUACCAUUCUUUAUUCAUGGCUGUGUUUUUAGGCAAAAUUGUGAGUGAGCCCACUCCCUUGGCUGAGAAGCAACCCCACACAUGAAUGGUCUCAGGAUGCUUUACUGUUGGAAUGACACAGGAUGAUGGUAGCGCUCACCUUAUCUUCUCCGGACAAGGUGUUUUCCGGAUGCCCCAAACAAUCGGAAAGGGGAUUCAUCAGAGAAAAUGACUAUACCCCAGUCCUCAGCAGUCCAAUCCCUGUACCUUUUGCAGAAUAUCAGUCUGUCCCUGAUGUUUUUCCUGGAGAGAAGUGGCUUUUUUGCUGCCCUUCUUGACACCAGGCCAUCCUCCAAAAGUCUUCGCCUCACUGUGCAUGCAGAUGCACUCACACCUGCCUGCUGCCAUUCCUGAGCAAGCUCUGCACUGGUGGUGCCCCGAUCCUGCAGCUGAAUCAACUUUAGGAGACGGUCCUGGCGCUUGCUGGACUUUCUUGGGCACCCUGACGCCUUCUUCACAACAGUUGAACCUCUCUCCUUGAAGUUCUUGAUGAUCCGAUAAAUGGUUGAUUUAGGUGCAAUCUUACUAGCAGCAAUAUCCUUGCCUGUGAAGCCCUUUUUGUGCAAAGCAAUGAUGACUGCACGUGUUUCCUUGCAGGUAACCAUGGUUAGCAGGGCUGAAAUGCAGUGGAAACGUUUUUUUGGGAUUAAGGUCAUUUUCAUGGAAAAGAGGGACUUUGCAAUUAAUUGUAUUUCAUCUGAUCACUCUUCAUGACAUUCUUGUCUGCUAAAUGAACUAGUGUAGCCCACAGCCAUAUGGCAUAGCCAGAUCAGGACCUAACAUAAGGACAACUCAGAGUAUGCUAUUCUGUUCUUCUGAAAUAGACUACAUUUUCUUCAUAUCAUGUUUCUUUAGACCUGUCUAAAAUAAAUAAUGGAUUUAUUGUGAAGGUGUAGGCUAUAUUAUAUGGAACAUCUACAUUUAAAAAAGUAUAAUAAAUCCAAUGGUCUGCAUCAGUGGCUUGUAGGCUAUGUGUGGAAGCCAGGAGAUGCUAAAUGUGUUUAUGUUAAUUAACAGUCAAUUACCGUGAGACCGACAGUUAUUUGCUUGACAAUCACCGGCUGACGAAAUUUUGUGACCGCCACAGCCCUAUGUAUGGCUGUGUCAGUCUGUCGAAUGCUUUUACCCUCACUGACCCUCGCUUCCCCCUCUCUCCCUGUAGCUCUGACGGCAGCAGCAGGCAGGGGGAAGCUGGAUGUGUGCAGGCUGCUGUUGGAACAGGGGGCAGCGGUGGGACAGCCUAACCGCCGGGGCAUCGUGCCUCUCUUCAGCGCUGUGCGCCAGGGACAUUGGCAGGUGGGUGGGAACUUUUGAAUUUCGCACACGUUAUUAUUUCAAGUCACAAAGCCAUACAACUUGAAUUUGAAAUAAAAAUAAAAUACAGUACUGGCAAUGAUAGAGCACUCAGCAAAAAAAGAAACUGUCAACUGCGUUUAUUUUCAGCAAACGUAACCUAUGUAAAUAUUUGUAUGGGGGGGGGUCAAAAUCAAAGGUAACAGUCAGUAUCUGAUGUGGCCACCAGCUGCAUUAAGUACUGCAGUGCAUCUCCUCCUCAUGGACUGCACCAGAUUUGCCAGUUCUUGCUGUGAGAUGUUACCCCACUCUUCCACCAAGGCACCUGCAAGUUCCCAGACAUUUCUGGGGGGAAUGGCCCUAGCCCUCACCCUUCGAUCCAACAGGUCCCAGACGUGCUCAAUGGGAUUGAGAUCUGGGCUCUUCACUGGCCAUGGCGGAACACUGACAUUCCUGUCUUGCAGGAAAUCACGCACAGAACGAGCAGUAUGGCUGGUGGCAUUGUCAUGCUGGAGGGUCAUGUCAGGAUGAGCCUGCAGGAAGGGUACCACAUGAGGGAGGAGGAUGUCUUCCCUGUAACGCACAGCGUUGAGAUUGCCUGCAAUGACAACAAGCUCAGUCCGAUGAUGCUGUGACACACCGCCCCAGACCGUGACGGACUCUCCACCUCCAAAUCGAUCCCGCUCCAGAGUACAGGCCUCAGUGUAACGCUCAUUCCUUCGACGAUAAACGCGAAUCCGACCAUCAGCCCUGGUGAGACAAAACCAUGACUCGUCAGUGAAGAGCACUUUUUGCCAGUCCUGUCUGGUCCAGCGACGGUGGGUUUGUGCCCAUAGGCGACAUUGGUGAUGUCUGGUGAGGACCUGCCUUACAACAGGCCUACAAGCCCUCAGUCCAGCCUCUUUCCAGCCUAUUGCGGACAGUCUGAGCACUGAUGGAGGGAUUGUGCGUUCCUGGUGUAACUCGGGCAGUUGUUGUUGCCAUCCUGUACCUGUCACGCAGGUGUGAUGUUCGGAUGUGCCGAUCCUGUGCAGGUGUUGUUACACGUGGUCUGCCACUGCGAGGACGAUCAGCUGUUCGUCCUGUCUCCCUGUAGCACUGUCUUAGGCGUCUCACAGUACGGACAUUGCAAUUUAUUGCCCUGGCCACAUCUGCAGUCCUCAUGCCUCCUUGCAGCAUGCCUAAGGCACGUUCACGCAGAUGAGCAGGGAUCCUGGGCAUCUUUCUUUAGGUGUUUUUCAGAGUCAGUAGAAAGGCCUCUUUAGUGUCCUAAGUUUUCAUAGCUGUGACCUUAAUUGCCUACCGUCUGUAAGCUGUUAGUGUCUUAACGACCGUUCCACAGGUGCAUGUUCAUUAAUUGUUUAUGGUUCAUUGAACAAGCAUGGGAAACAGUGUUUAAACCCUUUACAAUUAAGAUCUGUGAAGUUAUUUGGAUUUUUACGAAUUAUCUUUUUCAAAGACAGGGUGUUGAAAAAGGGCCGUUUCUUUUUUAGCUGAGUUUACAUACGAUCUUGUUUCUUCCUCCUCAGAUAGUCGACCUGCUGUUGAACCACGGAGCUGACGUCAACAUGGCAGACAAGCAGGGCCGCACGCCCCUCAUGAUGGCCUCCUCAGAGGGCCACCUCAGCACAGCAGAGUUCCUACUGGCACAAGGUCAGAGUUCAGUUCACCUUCAACAUCACCACCACCCACUCUACUACUCUCAUUGGUUCAGAGUACCUAGUGUAAAAGUGCAAAGGCAACUGCAAAAGUGUUGGUUUGACUUCCACAUGGGCAACAUGUAGCAAAGGCAUAAAGUAUGUUUAGUAUUUAGUAAUGGACAAAACAGCUGCUAAGUGGCCAUGUUAUGACCCUGGUUGCCAUGAAAACAUGACCUCUAACCCCCUCUUGUAGGUGCGUCUCUGGCCCUGAUGGACAAGGAGGGCCUGACUGCUCUGAGCUGGGCGUGUCUGAAGGGCCACCUGCCAUUGGUGCGUUGCCUGGUGGAGAGGGGCGCGGCCACCGCCCACGCCGAUAAGAGUGGACGCACCCCCCUGGACCUGGCCGCCUUCUACGGAGACUCAGAAGUGGUAAGUGGUCGCUGGUCACCACGUUGAUGACCUCCCCAUGGCAGUGCAGCACAGAGAUGGGUUUCACUUUUGUUGAUUGGAAUAAGUACCAAAAGGUAGAAUGCUCUUCUGCCCUUUCUCUCCUUCCUUUUUCCAUCAAAUUUUCCUCAUCCUUUAACUCCCAUCUUCCCUCUCUUAUUCCCCCGUCUGUCUCCAGGUGCAGUAUCUGGUGGACCACGGGGCGAUGAUAGAGCAUGUGGACUACAGUGGGAUGCGACCUCUGGACCGGGCCGUGGGCUGCAGGAACACCUCUGUGGUGGUGGCUCUGCUGAAGAAGGGAGCCAAGAUGGGUACGAAUUGACUAGAGAUCACUGGUCACACACACAGAGAUUUAAAAACACUGGUAUAUAGGACUGUCUGUUCUAAUUUUGCAAUAUUGUUCUACAUUAGCUUCAGUGGUUUAGCUACAACCUUAGUCAGUGAUAGUUAUUUUAAGUAUAGUGGUGUUUCCCCUCGGUUGGACUAUAGUGGCCAUUGACUCCUAGAAUGUUGUCAACUACUGCCUGAAUCUCUUCCCUAAGUGGUUUGGUGCUCCCCAAGGCUACUCCAUGCCUUCCUCCCCAGUCCCCACUAACCCCCUCCUCUGUUUCCACCAUGCUUAUAAUGGUGGAUGUGAGGCCCCUCCCUCUGCUCCUACUGCUGCUGGCAUUGCUGUUGCACCUUUUUUCUUUUGCUGACACACCUUUUUGGCCACAGCUUCUCACUUUUGCCUCUUUCUGUUAUUUUCUUCAUCUCACUCACUCCCUCCUCCCUACUCACUCACUUUUCACUUGUUCUCGCUCACCUUCACACACACUCUCUCUUUUGGUUUCCUCUUAUUGGGUUGGUUCCAUUACAUUUCCUCUCAUUUCACACACCUAACUCCCUUCUCUAACCUGUCACUCAUAACCCUGGCUCCGCCCCCUCUCCGUAAUCAGGAUAUCAGACUCUUCCCAGUCGACCCCGAGGUAACACACAGUUUGCCCUCUCUCUAUAUAUAUAUAUCUCUGCUCUCACUCUCUCACUCGCUCGUCCUCUUUUUUAACCCUCCUUUCUCUUUAUAUGUGGCCUUUGUGGUUUUGUGAAGUAAGCUAACCAUCCAAGUCAUCCACUGCCCGAUAAAAGAGAUUGUGACACAAACACCACAACAAGGCCCACAGUCCAUGCAUUCCCCCUGCUGGUGGGAAGCCAUAAAUGCAUAUGUGAACCCCCUCUGCUCUGGCAUGGCUUGUGCUUGCCUGUCCCCCCUACACAUAGCAUGCAGAAUAACACAGAAUAACUCUGGCUAAUAAUGAGGCAUUAUUGUGUAUUCAUGUUGGGUGAGAUUGGCAUUGGCACAUAAAUAAGUUGAUAGUUUUCUUUACUAGAGAUUAAAUUACUGAUUCUGUACUUGAGUCAGAUCCUUCCUGCACCAGGUAUGAGGUCAAUAUCUAUGUAUCCAUCUGUUAGCUGAGUGCUUAAAUGGACCCAUGCAGAGGCAAAGAAACCCCAAACCUGUCUGUCUCAGUAAGUCACGCCAUAUUUAUCUCGGGUACAGCUUCAUCGUCAUCUCGACCUCUCAACUGGUUUCGCUCCACUCCGAGGUGAAGUUGCCCCUACCUACAGAUCUAGGAUCAGUUUACUCUCUCCAAAUGCUAACUUAAACCAUUACUGGAGGGGAAAAACAAAACAGACCUUAGAUCAGCAUCUAGAGGCAACUUCAGCCUACUCCUUUGUCUGUCCUUCUCAUUGUCGGUCCCUUUUACUCUUGAGACACGCCACCGCUUCCUGUCAUCGCCACCCUCCUCCGGCCACUCCCCGUUACCCAUUAUGCCCCCUGCUGUCUUCCACCAGGUCCGGCCACCUGGGCCAUGGCCACCUCCAAACCCGACAUCAUGAUCGUCCUGCUCAGCAAGCUCAUAGAGGAAGGAGAUGGCUUCUACAAGGUCAGCCCUUCCUAGAAUAUAGCAAAUAGCACAGUGGUCAUUGAGGGUCACUGUUGUGGUGCCAAACCAUGCAAGUCUCUCUCCUUUCUGAGGGUUUUUUCUUCUACCCAUCCUGUAGAAAGGUAAAGUGAAGGAGGCUGCCCAGCGGUACCAGUACGCCUUAAAGAAGUUCCCCCGCGAGGGCUUCAGCGAGGACCUCAAGACCUUCAGAGAACUCAAGGUGUCCCUCCUCCUCAACCUGUCCCGCUGCCGGAGGAAAAUGAACGUGAGUGACACCCCACUGCACCACCUAAAUAACCUCCGUGUCCUCCUCUAUCCCCUCACCCCACCUGGCUGUGACUGGAGCUGCUUUUUUUUGCUUACACUCACAGCAUUACCAUCUGCAAGGUUUACCAAGACAUUACAAUACAAAAUAACGUUAUUAUCCCUCAUUGGGAUGUAUGCUUGUUCAUUGUGCUUACAAACAACGACCCAUACAAAAAUAUUUAGCACCUCUGAUCAUGAUAAAAUGAAAACAUGGAUUUAAGCAGUAUAAAAAUAUUGGUUUCCAAAAGUUGAUGACAGCAAUAUCAUUGUGCAACAAUGUACAGUAGAUCAGACUUCAUUUAUAGCUGAAGGUAAAUCUCCCUCACUCUAGGCUCAUCUAACCUAGGCCCAUAUCCCUGCAUCUUCCAUUCCCUCUUAUAGUUUGCUUUGUUUUGGUUUGUACCUCUGGUAACUUUAGAGAGGGUGCAAGGGGAGGUUGGUCUGGGUCAGGGCUAUAGUGUCCAGGCAAGGUUCUAAUGACAGAGCAGUGCAACAGCGGUUUCUGUGUGUGUGAAUGUGUGUUUGUCUUUUGUGUUUGUGUGUCUCUGAAAGUCUGUGUCCUUUGUGUGUUCAUAUCAAUGUUUUUAAUUGCUAAAUGUACAUGGUUUCGUCAUGGAGUCGUGUAUGGUCUCAUGUAUUGUGUCACCCAUUUGUCUUUCAGUUUUUUUCUUGGGUGUCUUCUGUCUGAACCCAAGUUUCCAUCGAUCUCAUCGACUCAGUUAUUCACUUCUGUAUUACUCUGUAUGGUUCUAUGUAUGACUGAGACAAGACUCCUGAAUGACUCUCAUAUGACUCGUUUUGACUCUGUACAUGGUUCUUUGUACAACUCAUCUAUAACCUUUUAUCCAUUCAUCUCUUGACUAAUUUUUGACUCACCUCUGCCUCAUGUAUGACUCACCUCUGACUCAUUUCUGACUCAUGUACCGAUCCACGCGUGGUUCUGUGAAUGACUGUCGGCCCUGUUGCUGUUGUUGCUUGCAGGACUUUGGGAUGGCUGAGGAGUUUGCUACCAAGGCGCUAGAGUUGAAAUCCAAAUCGUACGAGGCCUUUUACGCCAGAGCCCGCGCCAAGCGCAGCAGCAGGUAACCGUAGCGACGGGGAGUACAGGGAGGCGGAGGCCUAACACAGAGUGCGCUCAGCCUUAGGAUCCAAUUGGGCCCGCUCAUGUCACAUGAUCACCAGGUUUCCAAUGCGCUGUAGACAGAUGACUACAGGGGGACGUAAUAGAGCAAGGUUCAUGAGCAUUUUGGCCAUGUUUUUCACCCUAUGUCAUGUUCAUUGGUUUUUAUGUCUGCUUACACAUCAUGUAUCCCCUUAGUCCUAUGACUUGUUCAUUCUCCUGCUCAUAGUCAUGGCUCAUUUUUUGAUGUUUUAGCGUAAGACUACUUUGUCUGACUACUAUGUGAGGGCAAGUAGUUUGAGCAGUUGUGGUGUUGUCAUUUUGACCACAUGCUACUCCCUCACUGUCUUUGGUUUCAUGCUUUGUCAUGCUCAUCUGUGCCCACUCCACCUCUCCUGCUCCUCCCUCAUAAUGCGUUCUCUUCUUUCUCAAUCCCCCUCUUUUCUCUCUUGAUAUUCCUCUCUUCACCUCCUUGUGUAUCCACCUCACAGGCAGUUCCAUGCAGCCCUGGAGGACCUGAAUGAGGCCACCCUCCUUUGCCCCAACAACCGGGAGAUCCAGCGCCUGCUGCAGAGGGUGGAGGAGGAGUGUCUUCAGUUCGAGGAGCAACAGGAGCUGGACCCUCCCCCGUCCCCGCCUAGAGAGCAGGCCCCGCCCCCUCCCCAGUCCCUGAUGCCCCGCCUGGAGGACAUGGAGCCAGUGCAGGACCUGUUUGAAGAGGACAACCUGGAGCAGGACCUGGAGAGCCUCCCCAUGGGCAUGGCUCCUGAGCCCCGCUCCAGCCCCUCUGGCCUGCCCCUCAUCCAGAGCCUGCCCCCCUCCCCCGGCCACCGCAACUCGCCCUACCUCUCCGGAGGCCCCUCCAUGGGCCAGGCUUUCGAGCUGCACCCCAGCCCCCAUUCCAUGUCCUCCCCCACGCGCCAAGGCUACCAGUCCACCUCCCCGUCACUUUCCCCGACGCACCAGAGCUCCCACUACCGGCCCAGCCCCCCGCACACCUCCCCAGCCCACCAGGCUUCCUCUACGUCGUACAACUUCAGCCCACCACCUUCGCCUCUCCGCCGGGGGCCCCAGUACCGCGCCAGCCCCACCUCAGAGAGCGGAGGAGGUCUGUACCGGCCGCAGUCGGCCUCAGCCCGCUACCAGUCAGAGCAGAUACCUGGCCGGCCCAAGUCUCCGCUAUCCAAGAUGAGCAGCCAGCGCUCCUUCCAGCUUCCCUCUCAGCAGCAGCCUCCCCAGCAGGGACAGUGGCUGCAGCCUGCCAAGGCCCAGAUAGUACGCACCAACCAGCCCAGCUCCGCCGUGCACUCCAGUGCUGUGCUGGGCACCAGUGCCUACAGCCAGAUGGCCCACUCCAUGAGCACCCGCCUCCCCCCCGACCUGGUCGAGCUGGGGGACGGGGUGAAUAUAUACCCCAGUGCCCUGGAGGGGAGGCCCACGCUGCAGGUGCAGGCCAGCCUCGGUGCAGGAGCACUGUACCAACAUGGUGGCAUCGGUGGGAUCCAGAUGGUCCCCAUGGAGGACGAGCUUCCCCAGCGGCCUUCCUCAGCUUACCGGCCUGGAGGUCCGCGCUACGGCCAGGCCCCCCAGAUCAGCCGCAGCCAGUCGGCAGCGUACUACCCUGUCUCACCUCAGAUGGAGAUGGAGAUAGAGAUGGAGCACCAGGCAGCACUGGGAUCACCAGAGAACCCCCACGGCCUGCGCCGACCUGUCAGUGCCACCAGCGCAGAGCCAAAGCAACACGCACCCACUCCCCGGCCUCUCAUGCACUCCCAGAGUGUAGGCCUCCGCUUCUCCCCCUCCAACACCAGCCUGGGUGGGGUCUCCGCAGCUAAUCUAGCCCCAGGCUUCCGGGGCUCCACCUCGGCCCAGCAGAUGGAAAUCCCUUUACAACUGUCAUAUGAGGAUGGUAGUGUUUACUGCGACGACCUCUCGCCUGUCUCCCCACCGCAGGGCAGCGACAUAAGGGUGGUGGGAGGGACGUACCCAGACAAGGCACUCCGCUCCAGAAACACACCUUUCAUGGGCGUUGUCGACAAGACAGCGCGAACUCACCAGUACCUGCCACAGCCACCGCAACCGCAGACAAUAGGGCGCUCCUGGGCCAUCUCUUCCCUGGACACGGUGGUGACCAGCCCCGCCACGUCUCCAGGGAACAUGGGCCCUCAGCAUGGCUACAGCCAACAGCCCAGCCUGGGACACAUCGCCUACUACAACCGCACCAACAAUGCCCACAAUGGACACCUCCUGGACAAUGACUACUACCAGCCGCCAGCUAACGGCUCGCGGGACGUCAUGGGCCGCGUGAGCCAGGCACCCACCUACCCAGACGUCAAGGUGGCCCGGACGCUGCCUGUGGCCCAGGCCUACCAGGACAGCGAGUACAUGCAGCACUCCAGGGACAGGCAGGGCCCCACGUCCCCUAUCAAACCAAAGAGACCUUUCGUGGAGUCAAACGUGUAG